Messenger RNA from Haliotis rubra (blacklip abalone), 5152 nucleotides. Its product is annotated as store-operated calcium entry regulator STIMATE-like. Gene Ontology annotation, cellular component: membrane. NCBI's taxonomy places the organism in Eukaryota, Metazoa, Mollusca, Gastropoda, Lepetellida, Haliotidae. The transcript has 7 exons. Bases 177 to 1136 code for a protein of 319 amino acids. The record is from RefSeq and is a predicted model, not a curated record.
CACAUCCGGUUUGUCUGCUGUCAAGAAACUGUGAACGUGUUUUGUUCACAAAAAUGAUAUAGAUCGUUGUUAAGUAAGACGAAAAUGAGGUUGAAUUGAUGGUAUUAUUACAUUAAUCACCCAAACGGCUGUGUGCGUCUCCAAGAGGUGUUUCUAUAGGCAAUGGAGAAACUGCGAUGGGGUUGAUGGACAGUUUGACAGCCGGACAAAUUGACACACGAGCAAGUGCUUUAAGCAUGUCGCUGACGUCGCUCGAGUCGGACCCGGCAGCUCACAAACAUGUAUAUGAUGUGAACGUAUCAUCUGAUCCAGAGUCUGAACCGAAAUUCCCGAGCCAAAAUAUCCUUCAUUGUUCAUCUGGGGAUUUGCUUGGACCGGUAGGACUCCUUGUUCAGGGGUUGUUGGCCCUCCUGGCGUUCUCGUGUUUGAUUGCCAAGCGUUACUGCGAACCAAAGCAUGCAAGGCGGCCUUGGAGGAUAUGGUUUUAUGACACCUCCAAGCAAGGAUUUGGUGCAGCUGUUCUCCACUUUGCAAACGUCUUCCUAGCAGAUAUGUUCCAGGAUGACCCGUGUACAUGGUAUUUUAUCAGUUUUCUUCUGGAUUCAACAGUUGGGAUCCUCAUCAUCUAUUUAGGCUUGAAACUCACCCAGAUAAUUGUCAGGAGAAACAAGCUGGCCACAUUAUACUUUGGGGAGUAUGGCGAUCCUCCCCAAUGCAAUGCGUGGGUGGGGCAGUGUGGCCUCUACAUCCUGGUGAUGAUUGUGGAGAAGAUCCUCGUCACACUGCUCGUUCUCUUCAAGUUCUGGACACAAGUAAGGGCUUUCAUUAUGUCUCCAAUUAAAAACCCAACACUGGAGCUGGUGCUGGUCAUGUUCUUGGUGCCGCUAGUAGUCAACGCUUUCAUUUUCUGGAUUGUGGACAACUUUCUGAAGCAAAGCAUUCAGAACACCAAGCAUGUGUAUGUGAACAGUGACGAAACAUCUGUGAAAUAUUUCAAAGGAUCAGAGCGAGUACGCUGCUACAACCGCAUAGAAAAAGCUGAAGACUUUGAGUCGGACAUGUUGUUAUCAACAGAUGAGGACGGGGAUACGAGACAGCGAUCUUUGGACAGCUCUAUUAGCCUGCUUCCAACAUGAGUCCGUCGGUGUGUUACGUAAAAUGGAGUUAUUUGUUGGAACUUCGGACAAGAAAUAUAUUUCCCCAGAUUUUCAAAUAACGGCUUGAUAAUUUAUUUUUAAAAGAUCUCAGAUCUAUUACUGUGAAGUCCAGUAUACAGAGAUAUACAGCAAGAUCUUGGUGGUGUAUAAUGGUUCUAAAACUAAGACUGGAAGCGUUUUGGUAGAGAUCACGGGAAAUGCUGAACCACUUUAGUAUAUUUGUUUUGUUUGUAAACUUGAGCCAGAUCGAGUAUCAGUAUGAAUGUUUUCAAAGGUUAGUGUUCCAGUGAGGCAACAGAUAUUAAUUACAAAAUAUGUAUUGAGACCAUCUACCAUUUGUUAAUUAUGAUAACCAUAUUGUAUGAUGUCAGGACAUUCUCUUGUUUAAGAAUGAUAUGGUUAAUUUGAGAAAAAUCAAUAAAUAUAUUCCUGGCUCUUUAAAAACAAGUUCAAAGCAGCCUGAUAAUGAAUUUUUAAUGGCCUUAGCCUUAAUGGCUCCAGCUGAUGGCUCACUGGAUGUAACAUUAUUUGUGAUUGUAAAGUAUAACCACAAAAUGAUUAUGACAUAGCUCCCCAAUGUACUUUCAAUACUGAUGAAGUAUAUAUCAUGUUAUACCAGUUAUAUAUCUACAUUAUAUAUAUGAGAGCAUGCAAACUUGUCACUUACACAUCUUGUUUGAUAUUAGAAAAUAAUUUGUUGGCAAUUGUGUUUGCUUUUUUGCAAAAAUGUGUACUGCACAAACUGCUCUGGCUAGGAAACCAUAUUUUAGUUACAUAUUUAAAGUUGCAAACAUUCACUCUGCAGGCUUGUUUAUGUACUGUAUUUGAUGUAAAGCUGCCCUGUUCCAGUAAGCACUGAAGAAAUAUUUCUAUAAGUAAGCUUUAACAGCACCCUAUCUGAGACCAAAACUUUACAUGUUUGUCCAUAUUUUUUUGUCUUUAUUAUGGAUAUAUAGUACUGAAAGCUGAGAGCACAAGGGUUAUAAUUUGCUAUAUAAGGCCAGACCAAUUUUGUUUCUUGUUUAACAGAUUUUUGUCCUCAGAAAACCUAAAGGCAGGAGGGAUAAAAAUAAAAAUAAAAUCACCAUUCAAAGUAAUAAUCCUUCUAAAUACUCGAAGCAUUGGAGCAAAAAACAAUCUAAAAAAUAUUUCUUGUAAGUUUACAUUUUUGGAGCGUGGAAAAUAGGCAAAAAAAUUUAGCGUGAAAAAUUAAUAUUUUUAUUUUUUAUGUUAUUCUUGAAAAAAUACGACAGGCAUAUCCGUAAAACAAGAAAUAAAAUUGGUCUGCCCUAAUUACUGAAAACAUGUGGACGAGGUUUGUUCACUACGGCGCCGUCUCUAGUAUAACUCAGUAAUGGAUUAAUGACCUUAACCUUUGUCAAUUCUUUUAGUGCCAAUGGUGCUGUUUCCGGCAAAUACUAUAUCUGAUUUUUUUUGUGUGUGGUAUGACCACAUGGCGCAGAGACAUUGUGUGAAAUAUGAAGCCACAUUUAUGUAUAUUUUUAUGAAGUAUAUGAACAUUUCAUUUAAAAUACCAUGAUGAUUGUCUUUUGAAAUUUUUUUUGCAUGAAAGGUGAUAAUGUGUAUUUAAAUCAUUUUUAAUCAAAAUGUGAAUAAUUUUUUUGUCAUUCGUGUUUUAAGUUAAAUUCAACUGCUGUUAACAAGUCAACGAAGCUUUAAUAUCAAAAUUGGAAACUCUAUAACCUUACUUUGGUCAUGCUCAACAUUUAUCCAAUGUAGAAAGCUGUGAAAUCCACAAAUCAGUUUUGUCUUCCGUGUUGAAAGUGCCCUCAGGGAAAACCAUUCAACAGUGAAGGUCUCCACAGAAGGCAGUGACGUAUUGAAACUAUGAUAGCUUGGAGAUGGUAUUGUAUAUUUUAGCUAGGAAUUGUAAUUUGACCACUGAACCAUGUACAGUGAAAGACUGGACUGGGAAGACUUUAUUUUAGGGGUAGUUCACUUGUAAGAUUCAGGCAGUGGGUUUGUGAUGAAAUGACAGUAUUUGUUUUUGAUAUAAUUAUUAAAAUUUUGAACAUUAUUUAGGGACAGGUCAUUUAUUGUAGGGGAUGGGGGGGAGGGGGGAUGUAAUGAAAAAUGGUACAUGUGUUUUGUGAGUGAGUGAGUGGAAAUGAACAUUAUUCAUUAUUUAGGACUGGUCAUUUCUUAUAAUGAUAAAUGGUACAUGUUUUUUGAGUGAGUGAGUGAAAAUGGUUUUACGCCGCUGUUAGCAAUAUUCCUGCAAUACUCCGGCUAGGGACGCUAGAAACAGGAUUCACGUUGUACCAGUGUGGGGAAUUGACAAGCGAAUGCUUUAACCACAAGACUACCCCACCCUAUUUUUUUUGUGUGUGUGUGUGUUCGUAUGAUAGGGAUGGGGACGAAGGGAGGGAAUUUCACCCUCUGCUUACAAUAAAUGACCAGUCACGGAACUUAAAUAUAAUUUCACAAAUCAACACAGGUAAUAGAUUAAACUGAAUAUGUCGAUGUGAUUAUUUCAAAAAGGCCAGACCACUUAUUUUGACUUGUUUAGUAUAUCUAUGGUGUAACUUUAGAUUGGGCGUAAAAAUAUUUUAAUUCUUUUAGCGCAUUUAUAUAAUGCCGAUUUUUUAAACUCUAAAUGAAACUUUCAUAAUCAACUGUCAUUUCUGAAAAAUAGUGACAUUCAAAUUUUAGUUAAAUAAUCACAAAUUAAGUUUUAUUUUUGGAUUGUAAAAAUAAGAAGUGAAUAAAAAAAUAAUUCUUUUUGCAUCCCAUCAUGCAGGCUGAAAGGUACAAAUUGGACUGGUCUUUGGUCUUUAAAACUAAUCAAGUUUUCUGAGUUUGUGUUGGGGGGAGAAGUUAGUUAGCAGAUUGUGUGUUUUGGUUGAGGAGGGCCACAUCUUGUGAUAUAUAUCUUCAUUGAUGGUUGCACGACGUCAUGGUCAUGUACAGUCCUGUUUUCUGUUUGUUUCUUUUUUAACUUCACGGAAGAAUUCCAUAUUCUGAAAACAGUGUACAGUGUUUGGUGAUAUUUAUGAAGAGGUCCAGAGAUGUAAAUAGUACACCAGAUUAUUUUUGAUGAAUAUACAAAAUGUCCCGUAGUCCUGUGUCCAUGUUGAGUCCAGUAUUGUGUUUUGUGCAGAAGUUGUUUUUGCCAGUAUACUUUCUGAGAACCCAAUCCAUUACGAUGGUAAGAGUCGACCAAUGGGAUCGGGUGGUUGGGCUUGGUUGACAUGUCAUCGUAUCCCAAUUGCGGCGGUCGAUGCUCAUGAUGUUGAUCACUGGAUUGUCGGUCUAGACUUGCUUAUUUACAGACCACCGCCAUAUAGCUGGAAUAUUGCUGAGCACGGCGUUAAACAAUAAACCGACCAACCCUUACGAUGCCAUGAAAUGGACAGUGAAAAUAAUUUCCAUCUUAAUUGUAAUCAAAUUUUGUGACAAUUUCAAACUCAUUUAAAUCAGAUAUUUUAUUCUGAUACAGUCUUUGUGUGACAAUCGACACACCUACAGAAAGUCACAUCAGACCAACUCCCUGAUCAACACAAUCAUUGUUGAGGCUUUGAAAUUCUCAACACAAGUGAAAAAAGAAUUCAGAACAGCAUAUCCAAUAUUCAGGUCUCAAAAAUAACCUUCAGUGACCUUUCGCGAAAGAACCGGUACAUAAUGAAUGCCACUUCAUUUAUCAUGGACAUUGUAUACACAUUGUAUCUGAGCUACAUCAUUUGGAUGUUACCAUGGUGAUCCUUUUCGGAAAUGGACCAAGGACGCAUAAAAGGGAGUACUCUUGAAGGAAUGUUUGUGACCUGUGUGAGUCUUGUUUGUUGAAAUUGAAAUAUCAGAAACGAAAAGUGAACCCAGAUAAUUUCAUAAAGCUGAUAUCUGAUUGGCUGAAGAACCCACACCUCUCUUCAACUGCAUUGAGCAGUCAGCAUCUGCUCAUGGUCUACGAUCUGCAGAGGUAUCCCAAGGUUUUCACACUAAGAGGUUUCAAAUUGGAAUAAAUGAUCUGAUUUUAA